Zygotorulaspora mrakii is the source of this 1038-nucleotide messenger RNA. RefSeq names its product Spp1p (gene SPP1). Bases 1 to 1038 code for a protein of 345 amino acids. Gene Ontology annotation, cellular component: Set1C/COMPASS complex. The record is from RefSeq and is a predicted model, not a curated record. Lineage: Eukaryota; Fungi; Ascomycota; Saccharomycetes; Saccharomycetales; Saccharomycetaceae. Gene Ontology annotation, biological process: positive regulation of DNA-templated transcription. The transcript has a single exon.
AUGUCGUUACCAGAUUGGUGUCCACCGUACUCGAAAAACAGAUCCUUAUCAAUAACUGGGGAAGAAGUUUUUUGCAUAUGUAAGAAGCCUGAUACAGGCAAACUAAUGGUAGGAUGCGAUGGUUGUGAUGACUGGUUCCACUUUACAUGCAUGAGAAUUCCAGAACAGUACAAAGACCUUGUUUUCUCAUUCUACUGCCCCUAUUGCCAAGCUGGAGUAACUGGCCCAGCAUCAACGUCUGUCGAGCAUAAGGAGCUGCCAAGAACUAUUUGGAAAAGGAAGUGCAGAUUGCACAAUUGUUUCAAAGAAUGUAAGCCAAACAGCAAGUACUGUUGCGAAGAGCACGGAGAGCAAUACAUGAGGCAAGUACUUUCAAAAUUGCGAAUAGACGGAAUGAAACAAGAACAACAAGAAAAUCUAGUACUGCGGAUGGCAAAGUACACUAAAACAGGCAAUGUGGAGGAUGGAUUUCAAAAAAUCGGCAACCCAGCAUUUAUUGAAGGUGAAGUCGACAAAUCACAGGAUCCCGAACUGUAUUCGUCUCUAAUAGCUAACGAUGAAAGAAUGGAAGAGUUGAGAAGUGAGGAUCACAAGCUUGGCACCGAAACAAUCCCCAACUGUAAACAAGCCAUAGAACAUUUGAAUAAUUACUUGGACUGGCUAAACAAGGUAAAUAGUAAGCUCUUCGCUGAAGAUGUGGUUCAGGAUGAUAUCAAUGGGAAAAAUCGGAAAAAAAAGAGUGCUGCUAGAAAGAAGCAGAAAAAUGCAAUAUGUGGCUACAAUCCCACUUGCAAACCCCCUCUAACUGUCGAUGAAUUUGCAGCGAAAUAUGAUCCUGAAAAAGCGUCAAUUAAUGGCACCUGUACUAAAUUGAGAUGUAACAAGCAUAACGACUGGUCUACCAUGUUAAUGCAACAAUACACGAAUAAAUUGAGAUCCUUGCAAAAUCAUCAAGAAAGAAUUGCGUUACUGCUGAGCACGAGAAAAUCGCAGUUGCAUAUUCAAUACUAUGAACGACUGCUGCGAAGGAAAACAUAG